Messenger RNA from Zonotrichia leucophrys gambelii, 1748 nucleotides. RefSeq names its product 1-acylglycerol-3-phosphate O-acyltransferase 1 (gene AGPAT1). NCBI's taxonomy places the organism in Eukaryota, Metazoa, Chordata, Aves, Passeriformes, Passerellidae. Gene Ontology annotation, molecular function: 1-acylglycerol-3-phosphate O-acyltransferase activity. The coding region runs from base 304 to 1335 and encodes 343 amino acids. Gene Ontology annotation, biological process: phosphatidic acid biosynthetic process. Gene Ontology annotation, cellular component: membrane; endoplasmic reticulum. The transcript has 8 exons. The record is from RefSeq and is a predicted model, not a curated record.
CAAAAUUCAAAUUUUUAACGGGGUUUUUUGCCAUUUCUCCCCCCAAAUCCCAGGAUAUUUUUUGCUCCCUGCCCCCAUCUCCCUGUGAACACCCAUUUUAAUUAAAAUCCAUUAAUUUUAAAUUAAUUUUCCCCCGUUUUAGGCGCCAUGGAGGUGACGGUGGGGUUCAAAAUUCGAGUUUUUUAACGGGGUUUUUUGCCAUUUCUGCCCCCAAAUCCCGGGAUAUUUUUUGCUCCCUGCCCCCAUCUCCCUGUGAACACCCAUUUUAAUUAAAAUUAAUUAAUUUCCCCCGUUGUAGGCGCCAUGGAGGUGACGGUGGGCACGGCGGCGCUGGCGCUGGCGCUGCUGCUGCUGCCGCUGCUCUACGAGCGCUGCGGCUCCUUCCGGUUCUUCUGCAAGAUGGGGUUCUAUAACGGCUGGAUCCUGCUGCUGGCCCUGCUGGCCAUCCCCCUGUGUGCCCUCAGGGGCAGGGACGUGGAGAACAUGAAGAUCAUCCGCGGGCUGAUGCAGCACGUCAAGCGCCUCUACGGGAUCCGCAUGGAGGUGCGGGGGGCGCAGCACUUCCCACCCCGGCAGCCCUACGUGGUGGUCAGCAACCACCAGAGCUCCCUGGACCUGCUGGGGAUGAUGGAGGUGCUGCCCGAUCGCUGUGUGCCCAUCGCCAAGCGCGAGCUGCUCUACAUGGGCGCCGUGGGCGUCGUGUGCUGGCUCGGCGGCAUCAUCUUCAUCGACCGCAAGAGGACGCACGACGCCAUCAGCGUCAUGGCCGAGGCCGCGCACACCAUGCUCAGCCAGGACGUGCGGGUGUGGGUGUUCCCCGAGGGCACGCGCAACCACAGCGGCUCCAUGCUGCCCUUCAAACGGGGGGCGUUCCACCUGGCCGUGCAGGCACAGGUGCCCGUGGUUCCCAUCGUGAUCUCGUCCUACCAGCACUUCUACAGCAAACGGGAGCGGCGCUUCACCCCUGGCGAGUGUGUGAUCCAGGUGCUGCCCCCGCUGCCCACGCUGGGCCUGGCUCCGGCCGAUGUUCCCGCGCUGACCGAGCGCGUCCGCGCCGCCAUGCUGGACGCCUUCGAGGCGCUGUCGGCCGAGCUGGGAGUGACCGCCCGGACACGGAGUGACCACCAGAGUGACCACCCAAAGAGUGACCACCCAAAGGUGACCACGGCAGUGACCGCCAGAGUGACCACCCAAAGGGUGACCACCACAGUGACCACCCCAGGAGUGACCACCCAAAGGGUGACCACAGGAAUGACCACCCCAGUGACCACAGGAAUGACCACGGGAGUGACCACCCCAGUGACCACAGGAGUGACCACCAGAGUGACCCAAUAGCCACGCUGAGUGACCCACAGAGUGACCACAGGAGGAGUGACCACAGGAGUGACCACCAGAGUGAGCACUGGAGUGACCCCCAGAGUGACCACCGGAGUGACCACCGGAGUGACCACCGGAGUGACCAACACAACCACACGGCCCUGAAUGACCCCUGGAGUGACCCCCAGAGUGACCACCACAGCCCUACGGCCACGCCGAGUGACCCCCAGUGUCCGGCAGUGACCCGGAGUGACCCCCAGAGUGACCCCCAGAGUGACCCCCGGAGUGACCCCUGCAGUGACCCCCAGAGUGACCCCCAGAGUGACCCCCGGCCCUGCCCAGUGGGGCAGGGACUGACCCCCAAGUGUGGCCUGGACUGACCCACAAGUGUGGGCUGGACUGACCCACAAGUGCGGCCAAACUGACCCAAA